Bipolaris sorokiniana ND90Pr is the source of this 2276-nucleotide messenger RNA. RefSeq lists its product as uncharacterized. NCBI's taxonomy places the organism in Eukaryota, Fungi, Ascomycota, Dothideomycetes, Pleosporales, Pleosporaceae. The record is from RefSeq and is a predicted model, not a curated record. Gene Ontology annotation, cellular component: cytosol. The transcript has 4 exons. Bases 279 to 2183 code for a protein of 634 amino acids. Gene Ontology annotation, molecular function: asparagine synthase (glutamine-hydrolyzing) activity.
CGAUCGCACACGUCAUUACUAUUGCUGUGCUGUCCCUCUCCUCCCCUGGAGCCAACGCUAACCCCAGAGUUUCUUUCGAAUCCAGAGAUAUGGACCGCUGUAACACAUCAUAUUCUUUCGGAAUACCUGGAGUCGUCGACGACACAUUCCAAUGUGCGGCAUCACUUGUGCGGUUGCGCUGCGCGGUCACGGACCGUUGCUGGCUGGUGAUACAACAGCGGUGAGCACCACGCUGGACAAGAGUUUGGAUACGAUUAAGCAUCGCGGGCCAGACGCGAAUGGGCAUUGGAUUAGUGAGGAUUGUCGCGUGGGUAUCACUUGGACAUAAUCGGCUUGCGAUUGUCGAUCUGACUCCGGAGGGGGAACAACCAUUCCAUGAUGUGGAGGGGACGGUGCAUGCGGUUGUGAAUGGGGAGCUUUAUGGGUAUGAAGAGAUUAGGGAGGAGCUGAGUCGUGAGGGGUAUAGGUUUAAGAGUCGGUCGGAUUCAGAGAUUGCGCUGGCGUUAUAUAAGAAGCAUGGGAUGUCGUUCUUAGAGUAUUUGAGGGGAGAAUUUUCGUUAUGUCUGUAUGAUUCGCUUGCAAAGGUGGUCAUCGCUGCUUGUGAUCGGUAUGCGAUCAAGCCGAUGUAUUAUACGAUUUUGGAUGGGAAACUUCUGGUUGCUUCUGAGAUGAAGGCCUUCCUUCCGUUUGGAUGGAAGCCGGAAUGGGAUGUACAAAGUAUCAAAGACGUUGGUUGGCUCUGCGAUGGACGAACAAUAUUCCAGGGCGUAUCGAAGAUACUACCUGGUCACUAUUUGGUUUGCAGGUCUUUCAACACAAUAUCGCAGUACAAGUACUGGGAUGUCCAAUUCAAAGACAAGCGACAAGUGGAAACACGAAGUGAACAGGAAAUGAUCGAGGGCGUUCGUGAACGACUUCUAGACGCUGUUCGCGAUCGUCUCCGCGCUGAUGUACCUAUCGGCGUCUUUCUGAGUGGCGGCAUCGACUCCAGCGCAAUAGCAGGAAUGAUCAAGCAUCUGAUGGACACUGAAGGCGCGCGACUGGGCACUGCACCCGCAUCCGAGCGAAUGAAUUGCUUCAGCGUCAAGUUCAUAGGCGAGGAACAUGACGAAGAACCUAUCGCGCGCCGAACUGCAGAGUGGCUAGGAGUGAAAAUGCAUCACUGCGAGAUGACCGAGGAGAACUUCGCUGCCAACAUCGAAACUGCAGUCUGGCACAACGAGGCUGCUGUGACAGAUCUAGGUACAGUAGGAAAGUUUUUGUUGUCCAAGACUACCAGCGAUGCUGGCAUCAAAGUCGUUUUGACUGGCGAAGGUUCAGACGAGCAUUUUGCUGGCUACCGCGAGCUACUUACCGACUUUGUUCGCGAACCCGAUGCCUCAUGGCCAAAUACUACUCUCGCAGAAGCCGAUCGCAUAGCCACUUUUAAUGAACUCGAAGGCUCAGAAACCUCUGGCCCCAAAGAUCUCUCCACCUCCGCCGCCGUGCGCGCCCAGGUAAACAACACUUCAUUCCUAGGCUUCACCCAAACCGCCUCCCUUCGCGACACUCUCUUCGCACCCUGGGUACCCCAUGAGUUCGGCACAAGCGACAAGCGUCUCACAGCCGUAAACUCCCUCGACGGCUGCACCCGCGCGCUCAUGGCGAAAAAAUGGCAUCCACUUCACACAUCCCUCUACAUCUGGACGAAAUCCAGUCUCGCAAAUGGUCUCCUCACCGUCCUCGGCGACCGCUGCGAAAUGGCGCACAGCGUGGAAGGACGCCAGCCGUUUCUCGACCACCGCCUUACAGAGUACGCUAUGGCGCUGCCGCCGUCGGUGAAAUUGCAUUAUGACCCUGCUACUCGCUCUUUUAGCGAAAAGUGGAUUCUUAAGGAAGCCAUGAAGCCGUUUGUUACGCCUGAGCUGUAUAAACGAAAGAAGCAUCCUUUCUCGGCGCCGGUAAGGUAUAAGCCGGAUGGGCCGGUGCACAAGUUGUUCCAGAGGCUGAUUACGAAAGAGAAUCUGGAGAAUCUGGGGUUCUUGGAGUGGGAUAAGUGUAAGGACUUGUUGCAUGACGCUAUCUAUGAUGGGAACAGGCCGAAAUGGAGUCAGAUGAUUCUCGUGGGGCAGCUUGUUAUUUUGAGCAAGCAGUUUGGGGUGAAGAAGGCGAUGCCAGAACAUACUAGUCUCAGUGACUACUGAUUAUACAUGUCGUUAGUAUAUAUGGCUAGUAGCUACAAGCGUUUUGAAUCUGAUGCACAUACUCGCCUACAAAUUGGCACCAAUUCAUCGUGC